CCAUCACGCCUGCCACAGGAUGUUCGCAAACAACUUACCGCGCAGUGCCGGCAAGCCAAGCUUCUCCCAAACGAUACGCGGGGCACUUCUACCACCAAUAACUCCUCCUCCCCGAUGUUCAUUCUGAAGAGUUUCCUUCGAGGAUUUGCUACGAACACGGCGCGCCUCGUACCGGAUGGCAGCUAUCGUACGGUGGUGGGGAACCAGACGGUGGCGAUCCAUCCGUCGAGCGUGUUGUUUGGCAAAAAGGUGGAGGCGAUCCUGUACAACGAGUUUGUUUUUACGAACCGUAGUUACGCGCGUGGGGUGAGCGCCGUGCAGAUGGAUUGGGUCGGAGAAGCGUUGUCUGGGUAGGAUUUUCUUGGUACUC
Aspergillus japonicus CBS 114.51 is the source of this 370-nucleotide messenger RNA. Its product is annotated as oligonucleotide/oligosaccharide-binding-fold domain-containing protein. NCBI's taxonomy places the organism in Eukaryota, Fungi, Ascomycota, Eurotiomycetes, Eurotiales, Aspergillaceae. The record is from RefSeq and is a predicted model, not a curated record. The transcript has a single exon. The coding region runs from base 115 to 354 and encodes 79 amino acids.